This is a messenger RNA of Tachyglossus aculeatus (Australian echidna), 804 nucleotides long. It is a transcript of the gene TMEM141, whose product is annotated as transmembrane protein 141. NCBI's taxonomy places the organism in Eukaryota, Metazoa, Chordata, Mammalia, Monotremata, Tachyglossidae. The record is from RefSeq and is a predicted model, not a curated record. The coding region runs from base 35 to 727 and encodes 230 amino acids. The transcript is spliced from 5 exons.
GGCGGCGUUGGGUCCCGUCCGUCUGUCCGUCCCGAUGGUGACCCUGGGCCUGUCCCGAGUGGAGGAGCCGGUGGCCGCCAGACACCCGGGCCUGCAGGAGUAUGCGGCCUGCCAGUCCCACGCGUUCGUCAAGGGCAUCGGCGCCUUUAUCACAGGGUUCGGCGCCGCCUUCGCCCUCCAGAAGCUGCUCAACAAGAAGCUGCCGUACCCCAUGCAGUGGACGGUCCUCGCAGCCGUGGUUGCAGGCUCUGCCGGCAGCUACGCGGUGACCCGGACGGAGACGCAGAAAUGCUCCGACCUCUGGCUCUUCCUGGAGACGGGCCGGCUCCCCCGGGACGGGGCUGCAGAUGAGGUCACUGAGGGCCCAGAGAAGGGAAGCGCUACCAACGGAGUCGGUAGACACGUUCCCUGCCCACAGGGAGUUUCCAGUCACAUGAGAGAUGCCCGAGGGCCUGUCCGUUCUAGAGUCGGGGUCACUGGGGAUCGGUCAACCGAUCUGUGGCACCGGUGGAGCGCAGAGCGCUGCGCUGAGCGCUCGGGAGAGCACAGCGGAGGACGUAGACACGAUCACCGUCCUCACGGAGAUGACAGUCGAGGGGGCGAGGUGGUCCGGCCCUCCCAAAUCCACGUCCGCUCCGAGGAUUCCCUCCGUCACAAAAUUCCCCGGCCCCUGAGGCCCCUUGGACAAUUCUCCGGGGUCAAUCGAUCAAUCAAUCGUAUUUAUUGAGCGCUUACUGUGUGCAGAGCACUGGACUCAGCGCUUGGGAAGUACAAGUUGGCAACAUAUGGGGUCGAGACUGGGCC